Molecule: messenger RNA, 2491 nt
Organism: Pterocles gutturalis (yellow-throated sandgrouse)
Lineage: Eukaryota; Metazoa; Chordata; Aves; Pterocliformes; Pteroclidae
Product: phosphatidylinositol 3,4,5-trisphosphate-dependent Rac exchanger 2 protein-like
Exons: 18
Molecular function (GO): protein binding
Source: RefSeq, a predicted model, not a curated record
GAACGGUGGCAGCUGCGGGAGGUCUCCACCCUGGCCAAUGCAUAAUCAAAGUGAAUGGAAUUAAUGUCAGCAAAGAGACUCAUGCAAGUGUUAUUGCUCAUGUCACAGCAUGCAGGAAGUACAGGCGACCAAUGCAGCAAGAUUCUAUACAGUGGGUUUACAACAGCAUUGAAAGUGCACAGGAAGAUCUUCAGAAAACAAACACCAAGCCCUCUGGAGAGGAUGGAGGAGAUGCCUUUGACUGCAAAGUGGAAGAGGUAAUUGACAAGUUUAACACUAUGGCAAUAAUUGAUGGGAAGAAGGAUCAUGUGAGUCUCACUGUAGACAAUGUUCAUUUGGAGUAUGGAGUGGUUUACGAGUAUGACAGCACAGCUGGAAUGAAGUGCCAUGUGUUAGAAAAAAUGAUUGAGCCAAAGGGAUUUUUCAGCUUGACUGCAAAGAUUCUAGAAGCACUGGCAAAAAGUGAUGAACAUUUUGUGCAGAAUUGCAACAGCCUCAAUUCCUUAAAUGAAGUAAUCCCCACCGAGCUUCAAAGUAAAUUCAGUGUCAUUUGCAGUGAGAAAAUUGAGCAUAUCUACCGAAGAAUCUCUAGUUAUAAAAAGUUUUCAAGAGUAUUAAAAAACAGAGCUUGGCCUGCCUUCAAACAAGCGAAGUCAAAGAUUUCACCACUUCACAGCAGUGAUUUCUGUCCAACCAAUUGCCAUAUCAAUGUGAUGGAAGUGUCUUACCCUAAAACCUCAACUUCCCUUGGUAGUGCCUUUGGUGUGCAGUUAGACAGCAGAAAACAUUCUUCCCAUGAAAAAGAAAAUAAAAACACUGAUCACGGUAAACUGAAUCCCAUGAUUUAUGUCCAACAUACCAUUACUACUAUGGCUGCCCCUUCAGGACAGUCUCUUGGCCAGCAAGAGGGCCAUGGUCUGCGGUACCUCUUAAAAGAAGAAGAUUUAGAAACACAAGACGUCUAUCAAAAAUUGCUGUUCAAAUUACAAGCUGCACUGAAAGAGGUGGAAACAUGUGUCUGUCAAAUAGAUGACCUUCUUUCUUCAAUAACAUAUUCUCCCAAAUCAGAACGUAAAACGCCUGAGCCUUUAAUACCGGCAGACAGUGACAAUGAAAAGGGGGAAAGGAAUGGGAAGAAAGUCUGUUUCAGUGUGACAGGUGAUGAACAAGAAGAUUCUGGUCAUGAUACUGUCAGCAACAGGGAUUCUUACAGCGAUUGCAACAGCAAUAGGAACUCCAUUGCCUCAUUCACCAGCAUUUGUAGCAGUCAGUGCAGUUCUUAUUUUCACAGUGAUGAAAUGGAUUCAGGCGAUGAGCUUCCCAUAAGUGUUCGAAUCUCCCAUGAUAAACAGGACAAGCUCCAUAGCUGCUUGGAGCAUCUUUUUGGUCAAGUCGAUUCAAUUGUCAGUCUUCUGAAAGGACCAGCUGUGAUGAGGGCCUUUGAGCAGACAAAAUACUUCACACCAGGACGAGGCCUCCAAGAAUUUCAGCAGAAAAUGGAACCGAAGCUUAACUGUCCAAAGAGGCUACGACUCCAUAUCAAGCAAGACCCUUGGAAUCUCCCCAGCAGCGUCCGGAGUCUUGCCCAGAAUAUCAGAAAAUUCGUUGAAGAGGUGAAGGCACGAAUACUCUUGGCACUGCUUGAGUAUACAGAUAGCGAGAUACAACUAAGGCGAGACAUGGUCUUCUGUCAGAGCCUAGUGGCCACAGUCUGCGCUUUUUCAGAGCAACUGAUGGUGGCCUUAAAUCAGAUGUUUGACAACAACAAAGAGUAUGAAAUGGAGACGCCGGAGGCCAGCAGGAGGUGGUUGGAACAGAUAGCCAGUGCGGGUCUUCUCCUUCAUUUCCAGUCCCUGCUCUCACCGAACCUGGCUGAUGAGCAAGCCAUGCUAGAAGAUACAUUGGUUGCACUGUUUGACUUGGAAAAAGUUACUUUUUACUUCAGGCAAUCGGAGCCAGAACCACUAGUUGCAAAUGUACCAAUCACAUACCAAGCAGAAGGAAGCCGGCAAACGCUGAAGGUUUACUUCUACCUUGACAGUUACCAUUUUGAACAGCUUCCUCAAAGGCUGAAGAAUGGAGGCGGAUUUAAAAUCCAUCCAGUACUUUUUUCACAAGCACUGGAGAGCAUGGAAGGAUAUUACUACAGAGACAGUGUCUCAGUAGAAGAAUUUCAAGCUCAGGUUAAUGCAGCCUCACUAGAAAAAGUCAAGCAGUAUAACCAGAAACUACGGGCAUUCUACCUGGACAAGUCAAACUUGCCUCCAAAUUCAACAUCUAAAGCGGCUUAUAUAGAUAAGCUGAUGAGGCCUCUCAAUUGCUUGGAUGAACUUUACCGACUCAUAGGGUCCUUCAUCCGAUCCAAGCGCACUGCUGCCUGUGCAUACACUGCGUGCAGUGCUUCCGGAGUUGGAUUGCUUUCAGUGUCAUCUGAACUCUGUAGCAGGCUUGGAGCUUGUCACAUCAUUAUGUGCAACAGCGGAGUUCACCG